AUGUCUGAAAUAUUGAACCUUAAAUCCUACCCUCCUGUGUUUCGCCAACAAAACACUGGCCUGGACAAUACCACCAAAGAAAUUCAAGAGGUUAUUAAUGAUGAUGCCGUACCUGUAUUAGACUUUCAGUGCCUAAACCUGGAUGAACUCGGAGAGGCUUGUAAAGAUUGGGGCUUGUUUCGUUUGGUGAAUCAUGGGAUUCCUGUAACCCUAAUGAGCCAGCUCAGAGACCAUGCAAGAAACCUUUUAUCUCUUACUUUUCAAUCAAAACAAGAACUAUUCACUAGCCCCGUAUCCUAUUUUUGGGGCACCCCCGCCCUAACUCCAACUGGGGCAUCUCUUUCAAUAGGACCUCAUAACAUCAACUGGGUAGAAGGUUUCAAUGCUCCUCUUAGUCAACUCUCUCAGUUUCAUGGUGGAAAUCCCGUGCUUGAUUGGUUCAGAUUUUUGUUGGAAGAAUAUGGAAGGCACCUGGCUAGACUUGCAACGACUAUAUUCGGAGCAAUGGCCAAAAACCUCAAUCUUGAUGCAGAAAAAUCAAAAUCGUAUCUGUCAGAAUCUACAGGAUUUAUACGUGUUUACCGAUACCCACAAUGCUCUAGGGAAAGCGAGGCAUGGGGCAUGAAUGUGCACACAGACAGCUCAGUUCUUUCAAUACUGAACCAAGACCAAGUGGGUGGACUUCAAGUUCUCAAGGAUGAUAAAUGGCUCCAUGUAAAACCUAUUCCUAACUCAUUGAUUUUCAACCUUGGAGAUAUGAUGCAGGCUAUGAGUGACGACCAAUACACCAGUGUGAAACAUAGAGUGAAGGUGAACAAAGACGAAGAGAGAUUCUCCAUCUGCUACUUUGUCUUCCCAGCUGAAGGCAGUGUCAUACAGAGCUCAAAGUAUAAGCCUUUCACUUACAGUGAUUUCCAAUCACAAGUACAACAAGACGUAAAGACACUAGGAUUUAAAGUUGGGCUUGAGAGGUUCAAGCUCAAUGUCACUGAGGCUGCUGGUUGA
Dovyalis caffra is the source of this 1005-nucleotide messenger RNA. Lineage: Eukaryota; Viridiplantae; Streptophyta; Magnoliopsida; Malpighiales; Salicaceae. The record is from the annotation of a GenBank genome assembly.